AUGUUUAUUCUUAAAAUUCACACGGUCGACUUCUCUCAGCCCCUCGACGCCUCCACCACCUCCGCCGCCAACGCUCAGAGUGACCUGAAGCCCUUCGAACUGAGGGGCGUCGCCCACCUCUUCCGCCAGCUUCCCUCCGCCACCCACGACGGCGUCCCCGCCGCCAGCGUAAGGGCUCUCACCACCGUCGUCUUCGUGGUGGCCGUCCCCAGUUAUAUGUCGGAGAAUGAAUUCCUCGUCUUCUGUGGGAACCACGUCCCUUACUUCCAAGAAAUCCUCUUUAUAAAGAAUGAGGGGAUCGAGGACAGGUACAGUGUUCUGAUCAGGUUAGAAAGCCAGUUGGCGGCUGACGGAUUCUAUUGUAGUUACAACGGCAAGAGAUUCAAGCCGCCUGAGGUGGAGAUUUGCCAUAUAUACUUCGCUCAUUCAGUUGAGUAUACCGACUCUGCCGAAAUUGCUAGUGUACCUCCCCCUGACUAUACUGAAUUACCCUCUUGUCCAGUUUGUCUCGAAAGGCUGGACCCAGAUGCCAGUGGAAUACAGAGCACACUGUGCGACCAUUCUUUUCAGUGUUCUUGUGUAUCAAAGUGGACGUACUUGUCCUGCUUGGUUUGCCGACUUUGUCAGCAUCAGGAUGAAAAGCCAACCUGUGCUAUUUGCGGAACGUCCAAGAACCCAUGGAUCUGUUUGAUCUGUGGUUUUGUUGGAUGUGGAAGAUAUGAAAAGGGUCACGCUCAUGCACAUUGGACAGACAAGAAACACCAUUUUUCUUUGGAGCUGGAAAAGCAACAAAUCUGGGAUUAUGUCAGAGAUAAAUAUGUCCAUCGACUGAAUCACUCAAAAGCUGGUGGGAAAUCGGCCAUUGUAAAUUCGCGGUGCAACUCGGUUGAAAAAUGUGGGACUUGUGGAUGUGAAGAAGGGUUGGAUGGCACUCUCUUUAGCAGCAAAAUCGAAGGGAUUCUGGAUGAAUACAACCGUCUUCUAGCAAGUCAGCUUGAUACACAAAGACAACAUUAUGAGUCUUUGCUUGCUGAGUCGAGAAGUAGAAAAGACGCAUCCAUAGCAAAGGCAGUCGAGAAGGCUAUAUUUUCAAGGACCCAUGAUCUUGAAUACAAACUGGAAAAGUGUGAGAAGGAGAAGAAGGCUGUUGGUGAUAGGAAUCAGGAGCUUAUGAAGAAGCAAGAAUUUCUUCAAAAUAAGUUCAAGGAAGUUGAAGAAAGGGAAAAAUCAUCUCUGAAGUCAAUGGAUGAAAACAUUUUAGAACUGCAGGAACAGGUAAGAGACCUGAAGUUUUAUGUUGAAGCACAAAGGAUGGUUACGAACACGGCGGACUUGGAUGGCAUCAAAGGAGGGACGGUUUUGCCUGUAGAAUCAAGUCAGUCCUCUUCUGGCAACUCCUCCAGAAGGCGGACCAAGCCUGGCCGGCGAAGGAAUUAA
Striga hermonthica is the source of this 1437-nucleotide messenger RNA. The record is from the annotation of a GenBank genome assembly. NCBI's taxonomy places the organism in Eukaryota, Viridiplantae, Streptophyta, Magnoliopsida, Lamiales, Orobanchaceae.